Molecule: messenger RNA, 2552 nt
Organism: Pocillopora verrucosa
Lineage: Eukaryota; Metazoa; Cnidaria; Anthozoa; Scleractinia; Pocilloporidae
Product: synaptotagmin-1
Biological process (GO): cellular response to calcium ion; calcium-ion regulated exocytosis; regulation of dopamine secretion
Cellular component (GO): plasma membrane; exocytic vesicle
Molecular function (GO): clathrin binding; calcium ion binding; calcium-dependent phospholipid binding
Source: RefSeq, a predicted model, not a curated record
UAAGAAAGAGAUAAAUCUUAUUCGCUCUUCGUUCAUUUGUAUUUCUCCUUAAUCACCGGCCAUUCAAAGGCAGCCUUUGAAUAAGUUCACAGCAGAGGUGAAUUUAUGCAAUCUCGUGGUUUUCAUGUCCAACCCUUGAAAUAUUUUUAUACUCUUGAUGAAUCUGUUCUACCGCUGGCCUGAUUUUUCCAAUGCUGCGGUGAAAGGAGAGUAGUAGAUGGCUUCCGCGAUACAAUACAUAUUUUAGCAGCUAUGGCGGAAAAGAAUCUUGGACCACUAGACUUAAGAGUCAUCACACGGACUUUCUCCCGUUGCUGUUGACCGUAGUGGUCUGGGUCUCAGUCAUGGCUCUGGGAGUCUUGUCUGUGUUAUGCUGGAAGCGGUUCAGGAACCUCUCUUUCAUGGAACAGUUUCUGGACUACAGACAGGUCCCAACAGCAACUGAAGCCAACGAAAAUACUCAAGAAAUAAGGAAUGGACACGCCACAGAGGUCAAGGAAACACUUGAUGAAGAAGAAAACCACGAGAAAGAUACCUCUGAGAAGAAGCAGAAGCCACCUCCUCGCCAGUUUCCUUCCCAGCCCCCUCCUCCUUGGAUCCCUAAACCUGAAGUUAGUGUGGUAUCUGUUCAGCCCCAGGACUCCUCAAUUAAAGAUGACGAUGAAAUUCCUUAUUCUAGUUCAGAUGAAGAACCAAUGCCGUCCCCAGCAACUCGGGAAACUAUGACGCCCUACGAUCUAUCAGACUCAGGUCCCGUAGAGCGCUUUAUUCCUCCGAGCGAGGCAGAUUUCCUUGGUCGAGUGUAUUUUUCGCUGCAGUUUGACUCCAAUAGGAAUGUCUUGAUUGUAAAGUUGAUCAAAGGAGAGGAAUUUCCACAAUACGCUGGAGACUCUCCAAAUGUCUUCCUUGAACUUAAACUAGUUCCAGCCAUGAAGAAAGAAAUUCUGAAAACUGACAUUCACGAAAGAAAUUCGAAUCCUAACUUUAACGAAAUCUUCGAGUUUGGUUUACCUUACGACCUGGUGAAACAGCAGAACCUUAGUUUCACAGUAAUGUACAUGGACAAAUUUUCACACCCCUUCCCUGUGGGGGAGGUGACGCAUCACCUGGAUCACUUAGAGAGGGUGGGUGGCGAAACAGUUCGAGAAGAGAUGAUCGUGUGUAGGGAAAUACAAAGAUUACAACAGAUCAAAGAUCAGCCACGUGACUUGGGCUUUGGUCAGGUGUUAUUCUCGCUUAUGUUUAUGCCGCUGACCAGACGAUUAACGAUUGUUAUUUUCAAGGCACAGCAUCUAAAGCCCGCCAAGGAGGGUUUCCCAGCCAUUUAUGCUGAAGUUGUAAUGAUUAACGUCAAAAAGAGACAACGGAAGCGAAAAACAACAACUCUACGAACAGGAAGCUUAUUUCCGGUUUAUAACGAAGCUUUAGCAUUUGAUGUGGCGGAUGCUAACCUAGAAGACAUUCGUUUGCAAGUUUUUGUUAAACAGGAAUUGGAAAGUUCUCCUGAUCAAGUUGUUGGCCGCGUGGUCCUGGGAACUAACGCAGAGGGCUUGGAACUGCAGCACUGGAAAGAGGCUAUGACGUCAAAGAAACCAAUUGCUCAGUGGCAUAGUUUACGGGAAUAUCACCCGGCAGAUCAGGCAAUAACUGGCGUCUUAUCACCUACUCAUAAGUCUGUUAUAUCCAAAAAAAAACUUGCCAGGUUCUUCUCUACAUCAUCGGAGGAUGAGGGAUGAAAACUUUUCAUUGAAAAAGAUAUAUACAAGUCUGUUGUAUUUCCUGGGAAUGAGCCUCAUGUGCCCGUCGCUAUCUGUUUCCCAGGCAACAGCAAAGUGUAAGGAUGAAGACGUUGAUGACUACGGUACUGUUACUCGUUCACUCGUACCCAGAUCACAAUGUUGCUCUUACUCUGCCGAUGCCUGAAGAAAUAGACUGGAGCGCAGAGUGAACACAAAUUGACUUUCAUGUUAAAAUCAUGGCUCUAUUCGCGUCUAAGUUUUCUUAGUUCCAAAAUCCAAAGCACAUGGGAAUGUAAAAAGAAAAAAAAAAGAAAAGAAAAUGCCCAUGGUCUUGAAUAUUUUUUUCUUCUUCAACACAACCAAGUCUGUUCGUUUAAAAAGUUGAAACCUCCAGGAAAUGUCUGUACGAUUCCAAGGUGUAUUUAGUUCGCCACAAUCUCAAGCAUAUUUGCAGUGCAGUUUGAGGUUAUAAAUGUUCAUUGAAAUGAGUAUUUGAUAACUUAAAAAACUGAACUUGAGGCUAAAACCACGAGGCUUAGGCAGUUCGUGAUCUUGAUUCCACAGACGCGUUGGGAAAAUUCGACGCAGUGCACAGCAACCUUAGCUAUUGUGCGUCUAACAUUGAGCAAACAAAAACAUUAGUUUGAACUCGAAGGAUGAUAAACUAUUCCUUACUAAUUAGUAAAUGUGAUGUCUCUCAGUCGAGAGAAGCUUGCGCCAAAACAAAACUGCAGGCGAAUCUUUUUCCCUGUUGUUUGAUGGCCAAGUGGAGUUGUAAAUAUACAAAACUAAAAGUCAGUUAUAAACGAUUAU